This is a messenger RNA of Conger conger (European conger), 5367 nucleotides long. Its product is annotated as receptor tyrosine-protein kinase erbB-3-like. The coding region runs from base 443 to 4870 and encodes 1475 amino acids. The transcript is spliced from 29 exons. Gene Ontology annotation, molecular function: protein tyrosine kinase activity; ATP binding; neuregulin receptor activity. Gene Ontology annotation, cellular component: signaling receptor complex; basal plasma membrane. Lineage: Eukaryota; Metazoa; Chordata; Actinopteri; Anguilliformes; Congridae. Gene Ontology annotation, biological process: positive regulation of kinase activity; positive regulation of cell population proliferation; protein phosphorylation. The record is from RefSeq and is a predicted model, not a curated record.
AACUUUUCCAACAGUUUUAUUCCUGCUCAACGCAACUGCUCAAGUGCGUUUUUCAACAUUUAUCUAAUUUCUCAUUCUGUUUUUCUUUUACGUAGUAUGUCACUGAGUUAAUUGUUCGAGCAGUCAGAAGGAGGUAUAUUUAUGGAGGAGACCGUAUCAGGUGGAUGUACGUACCCAGCAGAAGGAAAUACAUCGCGAUAAUCAUUUCAGCAAGUUUGUUGACAUGCUGUAGCCAAAUGACAGAAGCAAGCGAGUCUCGGAACCUGUAAUAAACAGUUAAUUCGCAUCUACACGUACUAAUGGAAGGAAGAAUAUACUUUGAAGUUUAGAAAACACAGACGGACGUUUUCAUUUGGGAUUACUUUUACAAUAAAGGAGUUGCACAGAUUAAUUGUGCCGACAAGGUCGAGACAUCGUCUCUAUUGCUACCCGUCAUGGUCCCAUGGUUCGACACUCUGUGAUGUUCGCUAUCGGAUCCAGAAUGAUGGGGUGUCCGCAGGUGUUUGCCGUCUGGAUCCUGCUGGUUUGGUCCCUGCAUCCUGUCGACGCUCAGACGCAAGAAGUGGCGGUGUGCUCUGGUACCCAGAAUUCCCUGAGUGUGACGGGGAGUGCAGAGGUGCAGUACAACAUCAUGAAGGACAUGUACAGCGGGUGUGAGAUCGUCAUGGGCAACCUGGAGAUCACACACAUGGAGCAUAGCCGCAACUUCUCCUUCCUGCAGUCCAUCCGGGAGGUGACUGGCUACAUCUUGAUCGCCAUUAACGAGUUCUCCCGCCUACCCCUGGAGCAGCUGCGUGUGAUCAGGGGCACCACGCUCUACGAGGAUCGCUAUGCCUUGACCGUCGUCGUCAACUACCAGAAGGAAGGGCAGCACGGACUUCGGGAGCUGGGCCUCACCCACCUGACUGAAAUCCUGCAAGGUGGGGUUCAGAUUUUAAGCAACAGGUUCCUGAGGUACAUUUCCCUGGUGAACUGGGCUGACAUCAUGAGGGACAGCUCUGCUGAGGUCAAGAUCAAUGACAACGGGGAGAGAGGAAUGUGUGAUGAGUCCUGCGGGGGGUUCUGCUGGGGACCAGGUGAAGAGGACUGCCAGAUCUUGACCAAGACGGUGUGCGCACCACAGUGCAACGGCCGCUGCUUUGGCACCAGCCCCAGCGAGUGUUGCCAUAGCGAGUGUGCGGGAGGCUGCACCGGUGCGCAGGACACAGACUGUUUCGCUUGCAGUAAAUUCAAUGACUCAGGGGCUUGCGUCCCACAGUGCCCUCAGACCCUCAUCUAUAACAAACACACAUUCCAACUGGAGCCCAAUCCCAGUGCCAAGUACCAGUACGGCUCUAUCUGUGUGUCUCAAUGUCCCCCCAACUUUGUGGUGGACGGCAGCUCCUGUGUUAGUGGCUGUCCGCCAGACAAGAAGGAGGUGGACAAGAACGGGGUGAAGCAGUGUGAGCCCUGUGGAGGGCUAUGUCCCAAAGCUUGUCAGGGCACUGGCUCUCCUCACAGACAGACGGUAGACUCCAGAAACAUAGACAGCUUCAUCAACUGCACCAAGAUCCAGGGCAGCCUACACUUUCUGACCACUGGGAUCUUAGGUGACCCAUAUCACAACAUCUCUGCACUCGACCCAGAGAAACUGAACUACUUCCGAACUGUCCGAGAGAUUACAGACAUCCUGAGCAUCCAGUCCUGGCCCAAAGAAAUGACCAACCUGUCUGUGUUCUCCAACCUCACCACCAUACAGGGAAGAACCCUGUACAAAGGAGUCAGCUCAAAAAGGGGCUAUUCUCUCCUGGUGAUGAAGCUAUCCUCGCUCACCUCCCUGGGACUGCGCUCGCUGAAGGAGAUCAGCGACGGCAGCGUCUACAUCAGCGGGAACAAGAAGCUGUGUUACCACCACACCGUCAACUGGACCCAGCUGUUCACCGGGGGCCGCACACAGCAGCGGCACCAGGACACCAGGGGCAUCAAGAAGAACCGGCCAGAGAGCGAGUGCUUUGUAGAAGGACAUAUUUGUGACCCCCUGUGCUCAGCCUCUGGGUGCUGGGGCCCGGGGCCCGAUCAGUGCCUGUCCUGCAGGAACUACAGCCGAGAGGGAACCUGCGUCGCCCAGUGCAACUUCGUCUCAGGGGAACCACAUGAGUUUUCGGGGCCAAACAGGGAGUGCAUUGCCUGUCACCCCGAGUGUCAGGUCCAGGAGGGGAAGCCCAGCUGCAUGGGGCCGGGAGCUGACGAAUGUGAGGCCUGUGCCAGCCUGCAGGACGGCCCCCACUGCGUGCCCUCCUGCCCGGAUGGGGUCAUGGGGGAGAAGGGGCUCAUUUUUAAAUAUCCAAAUGCCAAGAGUCGCUGUGAGCCCUGCCAUGUCAACUGCACACAGGGGUGCUCAGGCCCAGGCAUUAAAGCCUGCCUGGAAACACCCCGUGCUGCCAACAGUCCCCAGACCACAGGCAUUGUGUUGGCCGUGCUGGCAGGCGUGGUCGUGUGCUUCGCUGUCUUUGUGCUCAGUAUGCUCUAUCACCGAGGCCUGGCCAUCCGCCGCAAGAGAGCCAUGAGGAGAUUCCUGGAGAGAGGGGAGAGCUUUGAGCCGCUGGACGCAGGGGAGAAGGGGACCAAAGUCCACGCCCGGAUCCUGAAGACGGCGGAGCUGCGUAAAAUCAAAGUCCUGGGCUCAGGUGUCUUUGGCACCGUGCACAAGGGCGUGUGGACCCCAGAGGGAGAGGACCACUCGCUGAAGAUCCCCGUGGCCAUUAAGACCAUCCAGGACCGCACCGGCCGCCAGACCUUCACUGAGAUCACUGAUCACAUGUUGGCGUUGGGCAGUCUGGACCACGCCUACGUGGUCAGGCUCUUGGGCAUCUGCCCGGGGCACUGCCUGCAGCUGGUCACUCAGCUCAGCACCCAGGGGUCCCUACUGGACCACAUCAAGCAGCGCAAGGACAGCUUGGACCCCCAGCGCCUGCUCAACUGGUGUGUGCAGAUAGCCAAGGGGAUGUAUUACCUGGAGGAGCACCGCAUGGUCCACAGGAACCUGGCAGCUCGAAACGUGCUGCUAAAGAGCGACUACAUAGUCCAGAUAUCUGACUAUGGCAUUGCCGACCUGCUGUACCCCGACGACAAGAAGUACGUCUACAACGAGGCCAAGACUCCAAUAAAGUGGAUGGCCCUGGAAAGCAUUCUGUUUCGCAGAUACACGCAUCAGAGUGAUGUAUGGAGUUAUGGAGUGACAGUUUGGGAGAUGAUGUCAUUCGGGGCUGAGCCCUAUGCAGCCAUGAGACCCCAGGAGGUGCCGGACUUACUAGAGAAAGGGGAGCGUCUGUCCCAACCACAAAUCUGCACCAUCGACGUGUACAUGGUCAUGGUGAAAUGCUGGAUGAUUGAUGAGAAUGUCCGGCCGACCUUCAAGGAACUGGCCAGUGAGUUCACUCGGAUGGCGAGAGACCCGCCCCGCUACCUCGUGAUAAAGACGAAGGAGGUGGACAGCAGCCAACCAGAGGUUGCCCUAGAUGAGACUCAUCAGCGGGGGGAGGAGCUGGGUCAUUUGGAGGAGCAGCUAGACGAUCAGGAUGGGGAGGACCUGACCGAUGGCAUGGACUCCACCUCCCUGUACCUGUCUCGAAGCAGGAGCCAAACUCGCAGUCGACGAGACUCCUACCGGUUCUGUUCCUCUCAGGCUCUGUCAGGCCAAGCCGGGUACCUGCCUAUGACACCUGGCCCAGGAGACAACUCCAGACAGCCACGGCCCCCCCGCUCCCGGCUGAAUUCGGCACGGACGCUGUCGGAGUGCUCGGAGGGCCGCGGGACGGUCCUGGAGUUUCAGCUGGAGGACUUCUCAGUGGCCGGCAGUCAGCAUAGAUCGCGCUUCCGGGAGGACAGCGCCUACCUCUCCCAGCGAAUCAGUGUGUCCGGCCCCUCUGAGACACCCUCCCCUCAGACAGAGGGAGAGGAGGACCAGAGCGAAUAUGUGCUGCCUGGAGCAGCCGACAGCCUGGAGAGAGAGUCAAUGGAAGAGCGGGACUCUGCGUCUGAGGAAUACGAGUACAUGAACAAACAGACGUGUCUGCUGCCUACCUCACCCAGACGGCCUUCUGAUCUGUCCAAAGACAGAGUUCAGAGUCGCAGGCAGAACAUGUCCCCUCGGCCUUCCCUGACCUGCAGUACCCAACUGUAUCCAGCAGGGGGAGAUGCUGCAGACCGCCACAGCCAUUCGGGCUAUACAGAUUGCAGGGCUGUCGAGCCACCCAGAGUGAGGUUGAUGCUAGACAGCGACGGCAACAGUCCGUCCUCAACGACAGACGACGAAAGCGUAGAGGACGGGUGCAGGCAGAGCCGGGAGUCAGAGGACGUGGAGUACGAGUACAUGGACCUCUGCAGCGGGGGGAGCAGGUCGGGCAGCACUGGCUCCAAGAGGGACGUCGAAACCAUGGGAGCGGCUUUGGUGGAGAAGGACAGAGAGGUGGAGGUGGAAGUGGAAGUGGAGGUGGAGGAGGAGGAGGAAGAGGAGGAUGGGGGAAAUGAGCAGCAAGACACUGAAGAUUAUCACUACGUGAACAAGCAGCCCAGACUGAGGCCCAUGCUGAGAGGCAGGGGGGGCCUGACCGUGCAAGGACCCGUGGGUGGGGCAGGGGCAGUGGCAGGGGAGGUCUAUGAGUACGAGGAGAUGGACUCACUUGUGGCGCCCCCUGGUGGAGGAGACCACAGCGAGUAUGAGAACUUGGCGGACAGUGGGGCGGUGGCUGCACCCGAGGGGGUCCGCCGCUCCGGGGCGGGGUACCUGAAACUGCACGCCGGGAUGGGGGAGUCAGGGGACCACUCUUUCGACAACCCUGACUAUUGGCACAGCAGGCUGUUCCUCAAAGCAGAUGCUGUGCGCACGUAGCGGCAGAGGGGGGAGAAACGUUCGGCCUCCUGCCACAUCUCCUGGAAGAGCAACCUGCCUGGCUGGUCAAGAGCCGAACAGAGCAUUCGAAGCUGGAAUCAAUGAAGGACAGUCCAGACAUAAUCCUCCCAGUACAAGGGAACGCGAAGGUGAAGUCUGCUGGACGACAGCAGCGUGGUCGUCACCGUUCCUCUGAGCUUUUUAAACAAUAUUUCCAUUGUUUACACGGUUUCAUCCACACAAUGUGUCGGUGUUCUAGUGUGCCUUAAUGAAGUGUAUUAUAACAAAGGGAAGGGAGCUUGGUUAGGCUCGCAAUUAAAAUGCAAAUAAUGUGGGCGUGAAAGCUAAAAUGGCCAGUAGAUAAGCUGAGCUUUCUCACCAGUGAAAUCAACAUGUUUUGUGUUUACUCUUUUUUUGCUAUUCUGUUUUUUUUUAUGUACCAUGACGUGAAGUUAUGAGUUAUGACUUUUUAUACUGAAUAAACUUCUUCAAACAUU